Molecule: messenger RNA, 989 nt
Organism: Nymphaea colorata (pocket water lily)
Lineage: Eukaryota; Viridiplantae; Streptophyta; Magnoliopsida; Nymphaeales; Nymphaeaceae
Product: probable calcium-binding protein CML46
Exons: 1
Coding region: 308-847 (179 amino acids)
Molecular function (GO): calcium ion binding
Source: RefSeq, a predicted model, not a curated record
AAAUUUGUGCCAAGAAAAUUCUAUUCCACCGCCAUGAACUUGUAGUUGCAAUUGCAAACCCUUCCAGAGUUUCUUUCCUCCUCAACACGCAUGCAGACCGACUCCGGAACUCUCCCUGCAACUUCGCUCCAUAACUUCCUCUGCAUGCGCCCUUAUAUAAUCAGAUUCCCAUCUUCCCAACCGCAACCCGUAGCAGCUCUUCCCUCGUUGCCCUACGUUCCACCACCGUUGGCCGGAUCAGUUUUUGCGUCUCUCUCCGAUUCAAAGACCGGCGUGGGACUGGAGGACAUUCCCCACACAUACAAAAAUGCCUUUCAUUGCCAGUGCAUCUUUCUCUGACUUCAUUGGCUUCUUCUUCUUUCGCACCAUCCUCAAUUGGGCAUGUCGGUACCGUAAGAUCUGCGAAAGAUUUCAUCCGUCACCGUCCAACCAAUUUCCCGGUUCCCCCUCUUUCGAUGACCAGAAGAAGAUGAGUUGUAGUGCUCCCAGGGCCUGCCCCGAUGAGGGCCUGAAAUUGAGCGGGGAGGACCUUGAGGUUGCGAUGAAGAGGCUGGGGCUGUGGAGCGAGGCAGACGCGUCGGGCCAAGACCUCGGCGAGAUCGCCGAGUUGUUCGACGAGAAAGAACCAAGCUUUGAGGAACUGAACGACGCCUUCAAAGUGUUUGAUGAGGACGGGGAUGGGUUGGUUGGUUCGGAGGACUUGCAGAGAGUGCUCUGCAAUCUGGGGUUCAAGGAAGGCUUGCAGGUGGAGAAGUGCGAGAGAAUGAUCAGCGUCCACGACAGGAACGGUGACGGCAGGGUUGAUUUCGAAGACUUCGCGACACUCAUGCGGGAUUGCCUUUGCUAGAUUUCCGAAAGGAGAAGAAAUAAAAGAGACAUACCAUCACAUCUUCGGGAGCUUAUGAAUUCUUUUACUCGUUUCGAUUCUCAUGUUGUAAAAAUGCAGACUGCCGAACAAUAAUUCCAUCGUCGCGUUUGAGAGGAUGAUA